This is a messenger RNA of Effrenium voratum, 3099 nucleotides long. Lineage: Eukaryota; Dinophyceae; Suessiales; Symbiodiniaceae. The record is from the annotation of a GenBank genome assembly.
GUCAGGAUCUAGGAUGAUCUAGGGGUGCAGCAGUCAAAGAAACUGCUAUGCUCCCUGACCUAUCCGCGCGGACCCAAAGAACACCCAGGACCCCGCGUCAGAAUGGUCCGCUGGAUAUCUUUGAGCAUAGCCUUCAGCCAAAGAGCGUGCAGCGUGCCAAGCUGAAGACUCCCGGCUCCUUGGAGUCCUGGCUGGACACGGCCCUUGGCCAGCAGAAUCUGCAAAGCCGCGGGCCCUGCCCGGAGCGGCUCAAAGUCUUCCGGGAGGUCCUAGCGUGGCUUUGUGACCUGCUGCCAUCCUACCGCCUGCUGCUGCUGGGGGCGUUGGAGGAGGUCGAUGCGGCGCUGAGGCGCCUGGAGGAGUUGCCGCAGGAGCUGCAUAAGCUGCGGAGCCAAAACCGCACGCUCAGCGGGCAGCUACAAGCCCUGGAGGGUCUCUCCAGGAUGCAGCUGGAGGAAGCCUGGUCUGCUGCGCAAAAGGCGCGGCGUGACGAUGACCGGCUGCAGUUCGAAAGGAGGGAGACCCAGAAGGAGGCAAGGAGGAGCCUGAAAGAGACAGAACGAAAGCAGUUGCAGCUUCAACAGGACCAGCUGCAGGAGCUGCGGAAGCUCGCGGAAGAGAGAAGCGCGGCCCUGGAGGAGCUCCAGCUGCAGAGCCAACAGGUGAAGGUGGAGAAGUGCCACUUGCAGCUGCAGGUGGACAGGUUGAUGGCUGAGAGACAGCCACUGGAGCAAGGGCUGGAGACGCUGCGCCAAGAGAACACCCAGCUGCAGCUGGAGAUUUCUCGGCUGACGCUGCAGCUGGCCCAAGACAGCGACCCGUCGCCACCGCGGGCCAGCAGCAAGAAGCACGCGGAGGUCCAACCCGAAGUGCCCGAGGCGAAGCGGGAAAAGCCGCCAGAGAGUCUGGGAAGAGUGCCGACGGUACGAGCGAAUAGCAAGAAGCUGGAGAUCAUGCCUGAGCUGCCCGAGGCAGCACCCAUUCAGCUGGAAGAGGGAGAGGUGAUUGGCAGUCUUUCCAGGCGUCUAUCCAGGUCAGGCGCCCUGUCUCAGCCCGCCUCCUUCUUCGCGUCGCUGAAGAGGGACCCAAGUGUAGCUGCGGAGGAGACCGACCUGGUGCCGGACCGGCCCGAGGGCAUGGCUUCUGGGGCCAGUGAGGCGAUGCGGCGCAGGCAGUGGGAAACUCCGCAGAACUGGACCUUGAGUAUUGACGAGUGGGACCGAGUGCUCGCCUUCUGUCAGGAGCAGGACGCGUACCUCGUCUUCAAAAGCCAUGGCAAGAAGUACGUCAACAUGUACGACUUGAACCAGGAGUACGUCAAGCCUUGGACAAGAGGAGAAGGAUGUGGCGUGGCAGUGAUGAUGAGCCAACACCGCGAGGACUCGGCGCAGCUCAUGCUGUCACAUGCCUGGGCAGAAGAUGUGGAGGAAUGUCAGUCCGCCGUCAUGGAGCACGUGCGAAGGGCAAAUGUGCCAAGAUCCGCUGCUCUCUGGUUUUGCCUCUUUGCGAACUACCAGGUGGGGGACGAGUAUGGCCCCAGCAUUGAAGCUCAGUUGAGCUUAAAGCCCUUUGCCAGCGUCAUCUCCGCCGCCAGCCUCCAACGAGGACGAGGUUACGGCCUCCACGCCAUCCACACGUCCACCGCAGACCUGUACAAGCGCCUGUGGUGCGUCCAUGAGGUGGAGAGAGCCCUGAAGGGCAACGUGGACGUGAGCACGUCUAUGUCCGACCUCUACAAGGAGCAAACUCUUCAACGCCUCGAGUUCUUCCUGGGCGACUCCUGCAAGAACAGCACGUGGGAGGAUUGCAUGUGGGCCGCCAAUGUGAAGGUGAAGACCAUCCAAGCGAGGUGCGAUCGCAUGGAAGACGAGAAGAUGCUGAUCAGCGAGAUCAUGGCAACUGGUGGCUUCGAGCGCAUCGACGCCACCAUCGAGCGCUUCCGUGCCCAAACCUUCGGGGAGAACUACGACCUCAUGCUGAAGGCGGUGGGCCGUCACGGCCAGGCGUUGAAGUUCGCCAGCUUCGAGCUUCUGGAGCGGAAGCUGAUCCACAACUUGGUGCGCACUGCGGUGCGGAGCUCUGGGCUGUCGCUGAUGCACGCGCCGCCGGAGCUGCGCAAGGAGAAGGAGCUGGUCAUGGAGGCAGUGAGGCAGAAUGGCAUGGCCCUCCAAUUUGCCGCAGAGGAGCUGCGGGUGGAUCCGGAGGUGGUGCGGGAGGCUGUGAGCCAGGAGGGCCUCGCCUUGGAGUUCGCAGCCGGCUCUGCGUUGGAAGAUGGGGAUGUGAUCCUCGCGGCGGUUGCGCAGAACGGGGAAGCCUUCAAACUGGCGCCAGAGAGCAUGAGGACGAACCGCAGCAUCGUGGAACGGGCCGUGCAGUCUAGUCCAAAGGUGCUACAGUUCGUUCCUCCUGAGCUGCAGAAGGAAGCCCUGGAGAUUGUGAAGAGCUCGCCCGAGGCCGUGCUGCAGCUGGAAAGGUCGGAGACCGUGGCGGGCAUCGUCAUCCGAGCGGAGAAGGAGAUCGAACGCAUGGAUGAGCUGGCGUCUUCUAGAAGGCACAUGCAGGUGGCUGAGAAGACCCAGGAGAGGCUCCAACAAGCCAUCGAGCUGAUGAAGAGCGUGCGCCCGCACGUGGCCACCCAGAAGCCCAAGCAGGCGCUGAGGCUCUUGCUGCUGGCCCUGCAUGCCUUGUUCGAGCGCAUGCAGGACCCGACAGCGAUCUCAGAAGCUCGCAGGGCAAUUGAGAAGCAGUUCAACUCCGUGACAGAAGAUCAGAAGCAGGACUAUGUGGACGUGCUCUUGGACAGAGAGGUGGCAUUGAACGCGUCCUUGAAGAGCUCUCUCUUCAGUUGCGUUGUAGCAUACAAGUCUGAGCUGGACAAGAAGGCGGUUCAGAUAGACGUGGUGUCCAGCGUGCCGGUGGCUGCGGUGCGGCGGUACAGCCUCUCCGCCAGCCCCACCAAGUCUGAGCCCCGGGACAACAAGCGCACCGCCACGGCGGCGGCGCAGCUCGCGCGGAUCGACAUCGAAGCCCUGCCAGAGUGACUAGGUCCAGCGAAUGGUGGCCUUUCUCACCGUCUGUUUUGGUUGGGAGGGUUCCCCU